AUGCCCCGAGCGCUCGCAGGGCCUCCAGCUAACCAUGCCGCACCGCUCUCAACCGCACUGGCGCGGCCCCUGCUAGUGCUGCUGCUGGUGGUGCAGACGCCGCCCCUGACCAGCGCAAGGCCGUCCCCAGGUCCCGACUACCUGCGGCGCGGCUGGCUGCGGCUGCUAGCGGAGGGCGAAGGCUGCGCUCCCUGCCGGCCAGAAGAGUGCGCCGCGCCGCGGGGCUGCCUGGCGGGCUGGGUGCACGACGCGUGCGGCUGCUGCUGGGAAUGCGCCAACCUUGAGGGCCAGCUCUGCGACCUGGACCCCAGUGCUCAUUUCUACGGGCGCUGCGGCGAGCAGCUUGAAUGCAGGUUGGACGCAGGCGGUGACCUGAGCCGGGGAGAGGUGCCGGAGCCUCUGUGUGCCUGCCGCUCGCAGCGCCCGCUCUGCGGUUCCAAUGGCCGCACCUACGCCCAGAUCUGCCGCCUGCAGGAGGCAGCCCGCGCUCGGCCCGACGCCAACCUCACUGUGGCGCACCCAGGGCCCUGCGAAGCGGAGCCCCAGAUCGUGUCGCACCCAUACGACAUUUGGAAUGUGACAGGGCAGGAUGUGAUCUUUGGCUGUGAGGUGUUCGCCUACCCCAUGGCUUCCAUUGAGUGGAGGAAGGAUGGUUUGGACAUCCAGCUGCCAGGGGAUGACCCCCACAUCUCUGUGCAGUUUAGGGGUGGACCCCAGAGGUUUGAGGUGACCGGCUGGCUGCAGAUACAGGCUGUGCGUCCCAGUGAUGAGGGCACCUACCGCUGCCUUGCCCGCAAUGCCCUGGGGCAGGUCGAGGCCACUGCUAGUCUGACUGUGCUCACACCAGACCAGCUGAACUCCACAGGCAUCCCCCAGCUGCAAUCACUGAACCUGGUUCCUGAGGAAGAGACUGAGAGUGAAGAGAGUGAUUACUACUAG
Messenger RNA from Cynocephalus volans (Philippine flying lemur), 939 nucleotides. RefSeq names its product Kazal type serine peptidase inhibitor domain 1 (gene KAZALD1). Lineage: Eukaryota; Metazoa; Chordata; Mammalia; Dermoptera; Cynocephalidae. Gene Ontology annotation, molecular function: insulin-like growth factor binding. Gene Ontology annotation, biological process: regulation of signal transduction; regulation of cell growth. The record is from RefSeq and is a predicted model, not a curated record. Gene Ontology annotation, cellular component: extracellular region; interstitial matrix.